CUCAGCUCGGAGAAUCUUCUACAACAUCACGCAAUUUUCCUCGGAGUACAACAAAACCAAAGUAUUCACUCCUAAAUCAUAUACACGGAACAGCUCAACAUAAAUACUCGCUCAUAAAGGUCACCACUUCAUACCGACAUCCUCAUCCAGAAAGCUACUACCACUAGAGGUUGAACGUACAGUCAAAAGUCAGACAACAUGCCGACAGAAGUGACACAAUCUUUGCACUUCCGCACCCUCCUGUCAGGUCACACCUACUUGAUCGCGGACUUCUAUGCAACAUGGUGUCCACCCUGCAAGCAAAUCGCGCCCAUCUACAAUCAGCUCAGCACCACGCACUCUGCGCCUGGCAAAUUCGCAUUCGUCAAAGUUAAUGUCGACGAAGCAAGAGAGAUUUCAGCGCAGUACGGCAUUCAGGCUAUGCCAACAUUUCUGCUAUUCAAGGACGGCAAGCAGAUCGAAGAGAUCAAGGGCGCAGAUCCGAGAAAACUAACCAGCGCGAUUGAGAGCGCAAGCGCAGACUUGAAGAGGAGUGGUGGUGCGGCACCAAAGGCGCAGGAGGAGAAGAAAUCCGUGACAGAGGACAAGCCUGCUGAGAAGAAAGCGAGCAACGAUGAUGGGCUGAGCAUGCUGGAGAGGCUUAUGCAGAAGAACAAGAAGUAGAAAGCGUCCGCGAAGAUCAGAGCUAGAACCUGUUAUUGAUACCCAUUGCAAACGAAUUAUACAUUUCCAUUUAUCUCGAUAUUAUGAUAUGCAUGUAAAGCUGUAUUUGGAUGCAUGGUCGUCCCUCGCAUGUGCCAGCCCGAAACCUUGAACCCUGGACAGAUCGCAACCCAAGAGAGUACAUGAAGGCAGCAUCUUGACUUGCACUCUGAGC
Molecule: messenger RNA, 877 nt
Organism: Boeremia exigua
Lineage: Eukaryota; Fungi; Ascomycota; Dothideomycetes; Pleosporales; Didymellaceae
Product: thioredoxin
Exons: 1
Coding region: 199-663 (154 amino acids)
Source: RefSeq, a predicted model, not a curated record